AUGGAACAUUGUAAUGUUGCCAUUACUCCAGUUGAACCAAGGUUACACUUGUCAAAUAAUGAAGAUGAGAAAGAUGUUGAUCCAACUCAAUAUAUAAGGUUGAUUGGAUCCUUGCAUUAUUUAUGCAAUACGCGAUCAGACUUGGCGUUUAGUGUCAGUAUUGUGAGUAGAUUCACGGGGAUACCGAAGGUGUCUCACUUGACAACAUUCAAGAGGAUUCUAAGAUAUGUCAAAGGUUUUGUUGGCCGCAGAAUUCUCUUUCUAGCAGCGGAUAUGGACAUAAAAUGGAAUUUUCUCGGUUUUACUGAUUUCAAUUGGUGGGGAGAUAAAGAUGACCGAAAGUCUACAACUGGAUACAUCUUUAUGUUCGGUGGAACACCAAUCUCAUGGUGUUCGAUGAAGGAGUUGGUAGUUGCACUCUCAUCUUGUGAGGUCAAGUACAUUGUCGCUUUGUUAUGUGCAUGCCAAGCCAUGUGGGUUAUGAAUAUAUUGAAGGAGCUGGGCAGCAGUGAUGGUGAGGCUGUUACACUCCUAGUUGAUAAUGUUUUCGCGAUUAAUCUUUCUAAGAAUCCAAUUGUAAUGGGAGGAGCAAGCAUAUUGAGACGAGGUUUUAAUUCUUGA
Molecule: messenger RNA, 621 nt
Organism: Lathyrus oleraceus (garden pea)
Lineage: Eukaryota; Viridiplantae; Streptophyta; Magnoliopsida; Fabales; Fabaceae
Product: secreted RxLR effector protein 161-like
Exons: 1
Coding region: 1-621 (206 amino acids)
Source: RefSeq, a predicted model, not a curated record